GCAUGCUAGUACAAAUAGUCAGGAAGUUGAUGCACUGAAUGCAUCCAUCUGGGCAUACGGGACACUGGGAUGUCAUCUGCAGGUAUUAGAACAAAAACACAGCAUAAAAAUAAUGAUUGCGUUGAAGUGCUAUUUCUCUCUUCCAGUGGUGGCAGGGGCAUUAUUAGUGGGCCUUCCUUACAGUGUCUCUCUAGUUGCCCAAUGGCUCUAUGGCUGGCCCAAUAAACCAGGGUACCAAAAAUAUAUAGAGGCUCUCAAACCAAGGCGCAUAUACUGCCUUACGAGAGCCGUGCUGGAGAUGCUGAAAUAUCUGCAGUAUGGCAAACUGUACUUUCAGUGGAAACUGUGGUACAGUAAUGACAAAAAUAACAAGCACUAUGUGAAAGGCAUAACCUUUGGUCGACGAGGGAACAAACUAGAUUUAUAUUAUUCACCAAGCAUGGACCAUUCCGAUUCUGCUCCUGUACCGGUGGUUGUGUUUGUGUAUGGAGGUGCCUGGGGAUCAGGAGACCGCUCCAUUUACUGUCUGCUAGCCUUACAAAUGGCAAAAGAGCUUAAUGCCUCUGUCAUUUGUCCAGAUUAUUCCAUAUAUCCAAAGGGAAAUGUUUUAAAUAUGGUUCAAGACAUCAGUGACAGUUUGCUGUGGGUGAGAGAAAAGGGACAAACAUUCAAUCUCGAUCAAGAGAACAUAAUAUUAAUAGGUCAUUCAGCAGGGGCUCAUCUGUGUGCCCUUUCCACACUGUUUCUGGUGAACAAUGCAGAAGAGCUGUUCAUUGAGACCAACAUACAGAGAGAUCUUGUAUCUGCCAUUAAAGGAAUCAUAGGUUUGAGUGGCGUUUACAGUGUAAUGGAUCAUUAUAACCAUGAGAAAAUGCGGGCCGUUGAAUAUGUGUCAACUAUGCACAAAGCAAUGGAUGGUGUGGAGAACUUUGAUUAUUAUUCACCAACAUCAUUACUCAAGAAACUGAAUGAAGAUCAGUUGAAACGAGUUCCUCCAGUGGUUUUGCUCCAUGGAACCAAGGACAUCAUAGUUCCGGUGGAAUCAUCAGUGAUGUUCUCUGAGCUCCUCACAGCCCUUUCUAUCAGGAUGUCUCUCUAUCUAAUACCUAAAAUGAACCACACAGAGAUGGUCACUGACCUUAUGGCUCCAGACAGGCACUUUUACCACACAGUUUACGGCUGUAUUAAAAAGGAGUACAGUAAAUUUCAAGGUUAUGCUGAUUAAUAUUUUUCAUUCAAUUCAUUACUAAUAUAAUUUUCCAUUAUUCCAGACAGUCAUUAUAUGUUCUUUAUGUAAUUACUCGUAAGUUUAUAUUCAAGUUCUAAUGAUUUCUUCUGAAAUGUUUAAUUUUAAUUAAAAAAUGUGUUCAAUAACCCAUUAUACAAGAUGGCAAGGUGAAAGAAAACAACUUCUGUGCUUGUUAUCUGUUAAUAAAUUCUGUUAAUGUUUAAUUAAAUGUAAAAAGAAAAGAUUGUUUCAAUUAAGACAAAGAAUAAAUAAAUAUAAAUAUACAACAUA
This is a messenger RNA of Onychostoma macrolepis, 1519 nucleotides long. RefSeq lists its product as uncharacterized. Bases 113 to 1225 code for a protein of 370 amino acids. The transcript is spliced from 9 exons. The record is from RefSeq and is a predicted model, not a curated record. Lineage: Eukaryota; Metazoa; Chordata; Actinopteri; Cypriniformes; Cyprinidae.